This is a messenger RNA of Aspergillus brunneoviolaceus CBS 621.78, 1223 nucleotides long. Its product is annotated as phosphatase PAP2 family protein. The coding region runs from base 352 to 1056 and encodes 234 amino acids. The record is from RefSeq and is a predicted model, not a curated record. Gene Ontology annotation, biological process: lipid biosynthetic process; protein N-linked glycosylation. Gene Ontology annotation, cellular component: intracellular membrane-bounded organelle; endoplasmic reticulum membrane. NCBI's taxonomy places the organism in Eukaryota, Fungi, Ascomycota, Eurotiomycetes, Eurotiales, Aspergillaceae. Gene Ontology annotation, molecular function: dolichyldiphosphatase activity. The transcript has 3 exons.
UGGACAUCGACUGGACAUCUUGAAUUCUUAAACUGAUGAUUGAUUAUUGAAAGUAUUAUUCCUUAUGGACAUCGGCUUGGAGAGAAGCUUCAAAAUAUUCGUGUAAACAACCACCAACAGUCUUCUCCGCCAACAACAUUGAUUUUGACACCUGCACGAUAUGAUGUUGUGUGAUUAGGAGGUCAUCACUUGGUCUGUCACUCCGCCGGACAGUCGCUGCUGGUCCAUUGCUAUCAUCUCAUUCAUCUUUAAGAAGCAUACCUUGUCCUGGCCUGAAUUGAGGGUCGGUUGAGAAGAAGAUCUCCCAGAUAUCAGUUUCCGGCACCACAACAGGCCGACAACUACAACACAAUGGCGGACGCCCCCCUAGCAUCCUUAUCACUGACCCAUGUCCAUUAUAAUCCUGAGGAUCUGCUCUCCUAUGUAUCCGCUUAUCUUGCUUUAGUGCCCCAGGCCCUGGUCAUCUCCUAUGUCACCCUUGCCUGGGCGUCCAGAGAAGUCGAAGUCAUCUUGAUGUUUGCUGGUCAGAUGGGCUGUGAGGCGCUGAACUUUAUCCUAAAGCGUAUCAUCAAGGAAGAAAGGCCAAAACAAAUGUUCGGCAAGGGCUAUGGCAUGCCAUCGUCGCAUGCCCAGUUUAUGGCUUUUUUUGCCGUAUACGCUGGACUCUUCUUGGUUCUCCGACAUUCCCCUGCCUUGACCCGCCCAGCAGCCACGGUUCACUUUGGGGUCCGAGCACUCCUCUCUCUUGUGUUGUGCGUCGCUGCUGCUGCAGUGGCUGUCAGUCGCGUUUACCUGAACUAUCACACUCCCAAGCAGGUCCUGGCGGGCUGUAGUGCGGGUGCCUCGUGUGCGCUCGCGUGGUUUUUCGUUACGCGGCAGAUCCGCGUUCUUGGCUGGAUCGACUGGGUACUAGACUUGAAAGUCUCGAAGUUCUUCCGGCUUCGCGACUUAGUGGUAAAUGAGGACCUUGUAGAGGCCGGAUGGCGACACUCGGAAGCGAAGCGGGCUCCGAAGCGGAAAGGAAACAGUGAGCAUCGUUCAAAGAAAACCGAAUGAAAUGUGCAUGCGCCGUUAGGUGCUAAUCAGGGAGUAGGGCUACCCAACGGUCCCUCUGUUUGAUGAAUAUGUCGUUCCCACCACACGCCUGCCUUUACAACUAGGAGCCUGUGGUUGACGUGCAUGGCUCGGUAGUCUAUGAGCCUUCGGCACUCGGGUCAGCAACA